AUGGGGUUUAAGGGCAGCACCCCACUGGGAACGGAGGGGAACCCGCAGGCCUGUGAGUCUUCCUGGCGCCCCUGCCUUAGCGUCUACUCUCCAGAGCCACAGAGACGGCCUCCUGUUGAGGAGUGCCCGGGCCAGAGGUUCCAGGUUUCCCAGCUGCUGUUCCACCUGCACUCUGCCCUGGGGCCUGGGCCGGACGUCCUGCUGCAGCCGUACCUGUCCAGCUGGGACGAGCUAAUCAAGUUCAUGGAAUCACUGGGCCCCGUGGUGGAGUUCUUCUCUCAAAAGGUCAAGAGCAAAGUGUCCCUGCUGCGCGGGCUGGCCCGACAGGACUGGGAGGGACGGGCGGAGACGGGCGGGGAGAAAGGCGAGGACGGCGGCCCUGUGGGGGGGCCCUACACGUCGGUGCGCUCCAUGAUGCGGUGGGAGCUGGCGCGGGGCGCGGUAGACUUCCGCCGGCAGACGGGGUCUGGCUGCCGCACCCUGCUGCGGCUGCACCGCGCCCUGCUGUGGCUCCAGCUCUUCCUCCGGGGCAUGGGGGAGGAGCCCGGCGCAGGGGGGCGGCCGCAGAGCCCCUCCGAGCUCUGCCGCGAGGCCUACGGGCGGGCCCUGGCGCCCCACCACCCCUGGCUCCUCCGCCAGGCGGCCGAGCUCGCCUUCCUGGCCAUGCCGGAGUGGGACACGUUCUUCCAGCUGGUGUGCGUGCAGAGCCACCAGGAGGCGGGGCCCGUGCUGGACAGAGUGGUGAGGGCCAUCGAAGAGGUGUACAGCAGGACCCAGGGGGCGCUGGAGGAGCACGGCAUGCUUGAACUGCCAUAG
Messenger RNA from Megalops cyprinoides (Indo-Pacific tarpon), 816 nucleotides. Its product is annotated as ceramide-1-phosphate transfer protein-like. Lineage: Eukaryota; Metazoa; Chordata; Actinopteri; Elopiformes; Megalopidae. The record is from RefSeq and is a predicted model, not a curated record. Gene Ontology annotation, biological process: intermembrane lipid transfer; ceramide transport. Gene Ontology annotation, molecular function: ceramide 1-phosphate binding; ceramide 1-phosphate transfer activity. Gene Ontology annotation, cellular component: cytosol; membrane; cytoplasm.